CGUGGAAGGAAGUGACAGUGUUCAAAUCGUAGAUGUCUGGAGAGACAACAUGGAACAAGAGUUCUCGUUGAUUCGUGCAGCAAAAAACAAGUUCCCGUAUGUAUUCUUGAACACAAAAUUCUCAGGAUCGCUUUUUACAGAAAGGAGUUAUGGAGCAUUGUCAGGAAACCUAGGACUCGCCAAACUCAUUCAAGUGGGUCUCACGUUGUCUGACGAACAAGGGAACAUUCCCAUGAUCAUGAGUUCGACAACGCACGAGGCCAAGCAACGUGUCUGGCAGUUCAACUUCUGCGAGUUCGAUCCAAAAACCGAUCCCAAAUCUCGAGACAUCAUCGAGACUCUAAUUUACAAUGGUAUAGAUUUUGAGAAGAACAAGAAUUGUGGUAUCAAAUACAGCGAUUUUGCAGGGUUUUUAAUGUCGUCGAGGCUUGUUCAGGACGAUAAGGUUCAAUGGAUUGCCUUUGGUUCGUCUGAUUUUGGGUACAUGGUGAAGCUGCUUACUGGGAAGAAGAAUCUUCCGGAAACAGAACAAGAGUUCUUCAAGAUUCUUAAGGAUUUCUUCCCUGUUUCUUAUGAUCUGAAUUACCUGAUAAAAUUCACCACCAACCUGCGAGGUGAACUGGAAGACGUGGCUACGGUUUUGAGGGAGAAGAGAGUUGGACCGACGGCACAAGCCGGUUCAGAUAGUUUGCUAACGAGUCGUGUAUUCAAUAAGCUCAAGCAUCAGCAUGUGUACUUCAAUGGAGCUAUACCUGAGACAUGUCGUGGUGUUUUGUCCGGCUUGGCUGGUAUUGAACUUUAGUUUGGUUUAGAUAGACGUAGCGAAACUUCAAGAGGGACGGAGCUACGUUGUACGUUGAGGGAAGGUUCAGCCACUUCAUGACGUAGAACACAGGAAUUGCAGCAAGGCUUUUAGCUUCCAGGUUCCCCAUUCACACACGCACACAUAUAUUAUUAUAUAAUUAUAGAGACUUGCAUGUAAAUUGUUGAGCUAGGUGGCAUUGCAAGGUAAUAAGGUAUUGCUGAUGUGGCACUGUAAGGGUAAUACGGUAUG
Prosopis cineraria is the source of this 1054-nucleotide messenger RNA. RefSeq names its product probable CCR4-associated factor 1 homolog 2. The transcript has 2 exons. Bases 50 to 802 code for a protein of 250 amino acids. Gene Ontology annotation, cellular component: CCR4-NOT core complex; P-body; CCR4-NOT complex. Gene Ontology annotation, molecular function: poly(A)-specific ribonuclease activity; nucleic acid binding. Lineage: Eukaryota; Viridiplantae; Streptophyta; Magnoliopsida; Fabales; Fabaceae. The record is from RefSeq and is a predicted model, not a curated record.